Messenger RNA from Eubalaena glacialis (North Atlantic right whale), 4209 nucleotides. RefSeq names its product von Willebrand factor D and EGF domains (gene VWDE). NCBI's taxonomy places the organism in Eukaryota, Metazoa, Chordata, Mammalia, Artiodactyla, Balaenidae. Gene Ontology annotation, molecular function: signaling receptor binding. The record is from RefSeq and is a predicted model, not a curated record. Gene Ontology annotation, biological process: anatomical structure development. Gene Ontology annotation, cellular component: extracellular region; cell surface.
AUGCCUGACGGAGUUCGGGUGCUGACGCUGGCAUUGAUGCUCCUGGCCGCCAGGAAAGCUCAGGAGUGCUCUCCUGGGGGACACCAGUUUCUUCAGAGCCCUUACAGAAGUGUCCAUUUUGACUCCCUGUGCCUCCAGCAGUUAGCCAUUCAAGACCUGAUAUGUGACCACUCCCUUUCUCCCGGAUGGUAUCGAUUUCUCCUCUUUGCCAGACCUGCUAAGAUGCCAACCAAAUGUGUUGAGAUGAACCACUGUGCAACACAGGCCCCCAGCUGCCUGUCUCUGAAUGAUUCAGAAACACUACCUCCACCUGGGGAGAUCAAGCAAUUGACAGCUUGUGCCACAUGGCAGUUUUUGUUUAGCACUACAAAAGACUGCUGUCUUUUUCAAAUCCCAGUGUCCGUAAGAAACUGUGGAAAGGUUUUUGUGUACUUACUACAACCCACUCAGGGAUGUAUGGGAUAUUGUGCAGAAGGUCAGCUGUCUGCCUCAUUGCCACCACCACCUCCAGGAAGGCCAGAGGUUGUGGUGCAGCUGAUUGAGUCCAGGCUUUUCUGUAGGUGUGCUUUUGAUGUUUCCCCUACAAACAACUCAGUGGGAUUUCUCAUAGCUUGGUCUAGGCUUUCUUCUCUAGAAAUCAAAGAGGAGCUGAAACAAGAGACCACAGUUCAACCAUUCUCUCUUUUAGAACUGGAUGGCAUAAAUCUCAGACUUGGAGACAGGAUAUUUUGUAGUGCUUCCAUCUUUUUCUUGGAGAAACCACAUGUACAAAGUUUAGCCAUCAAAAGCUGAGAAUUUUUUGCAGGCAUUAAGUUACAACCUGAACUGAACACUGUAUCAGAAGAUGGGAAAGAAUACCAGUUGAGGAUAGAGAGCACAAUUCCUAUCGUUUGUCCUGAAUUCAGUGAGCUUGAUCAGGAGUGCAAAAUCUCAUUAAAACUGACAACUGUUGAUCAAGGUAAAGAACAGCUAGGCUUAAAUUUGUCACUAUCUUCCUGUCACGUGGACCUUCACCAGACAUCAUCCUGUGCUAACGGAACCUGCAGCAAUGCUUUUGUGUACUACACUGCUGUAACAGAUUUUUCUCAAGAUGGAAAUAGAGUCACGAAUAUUGUAGUAGAACCUAUAGUUAAUGAGGAUUUCCUAUGGAACAGCUACAUUCCAGAUAGCAUCCAGAUCAGAGUAAAGGAUGUCCUGACUGCUUACUGCUAUUCAUUUACUGACCCACAUAUAAUUACCUUUGAUGGCAGAUAAUUUCCUGUAAGUUUUUUCCUUUGGAUGUAUGAUAACUUCAAGACUGGAACAUUUGUGCUUUAUAAGAGUGUGUCGCGUGAUUUUGAAGUCCAUGUAUGUCAGUGGGACUGUGGAAGCCUCCACUAUCCUGUGUCAUGUAACUGCGGCUUUGUUGCCAAAGAAGAAGGUGAUGUAGUUACUUUAGAUAUGUGCGGUGGUCAGCUACAUGAAUCACAGCCAUAUUUAUUUGUAAAGAGCCAAGAUGUAACUAGCAAUAUAAAGAUAAGUGAAUCUUACUUAGGAAGAAAAGUCACGAUCUGGUUUUCUUCUGGAGCAUUUAUCCGUGCUGACCUUAGGGAGCGGGGCAUGAGUUUAACAAUCAGAGCCCCUAGUUUAGAUUACAGAAACACUUUGGGACUUCGUGGCACCUUUGAUGAAAACCCAGAAAAUGAUUUCCAUCACAAAAAUGGGAUCAAAAUUGAUCAAACUUUUAAUAAUUGUGUUGCUUUUAUUAAUGAAUGGAGGAUUUUACCAGGAAAAAGCAUGUUUGACACAAUGCCAGUUUCUCUGCCAUCACCUAGAAAACAAUCCUAUUGUAGCUGCUCAUUGGACACUACUUCAUUGCAUCCAUCUUCUAAUCAUCUGGAAAGUGUUUCUCAAUCAGAGAUUGUUUCAGCUUGCAAAGACCCCAAACAUGUCAAAUUCGCUUCCUUGACACCAGAGCUAGAUGUCACCUCUGAAUAUAUUAAUUCAGAAGCUCCUGUUAGAGGAAUAAACAAGCAUACAUCUCGAGAAAAGAAUAAUUUGUAUUUCUUUCCUCAAGAAAAAAAGCAUGUGAAUCUAACCAAUCUGGACUUAAAUUUACAAAAACAUCCUGGGAAUGAAAAACAAGAUGCAUCAAAAACUUUGGACAAGGGGAGACAUACACAGGACCAGGGUAAUCACAGCCAAGAAACAAGGUGGGAUCGACAAGACAGAUGGAAACAGCAAAACUUCAGUGAGUUUCUUCCUGUGUUUGCUUUUCAAAGUCUCAGCCAAAGUGACCUAGAAGAGUUUACUUACUUUUUCCCUGAGGACCAUACUGAGGAUGUCCACCAAGAGUCUGUCCCCACGUGGCCCACACCAUCUGGCCACACCGAAUACAGCACAUCGGCACUAUGUCAGCACACUCUUGCCAACUCCAGCAUGGGAAUGCACUGUCUUGCCUUUCUUGGCAAGAGACUAGACAGUGUGAUAGAGAUGUGUGUUAAGGAUGUUCUCCUAAAAGAUGAUCUUAGCUGGGCAGAAGCAGGUGUGGCCCUUUUAGAAAAUGAAUGUGAAAAGAGGAUUUUGGAAGAGGGGAAAUAUAACAGAGAAGAAUACAGCAAGUCAAUUAAAGACAUUCUCUUGUCAUUAAAAUGCCCCAAUUUAUGCAGUGGCCAUGGGCAGUGUAUGGAAUGGGGGUGUGCAUGCUCCCCAGGCUUUAGUUCCUAUGAUUGCAGUGAUUCACACGACAAGGUUCCUGAAAUUAUAGAACUUGAGAAUGCUGGAUUGUGUAAUAUUCAAAAAUAUAACUGUAUGAUGGGGAGAGUUUUUGGUCAAGGCUUCAAAGAAUCACCUUCAAUUAAAUGUGAAGUUACUAAACUGAAGGUAAAAACUGCCAGGAAGAUGUUGAUGAGUGUGAAUCCAGGCCUUGCUUUUCAGGAGCAGAGUGCCUCAAUACCUGUGGUUCAUGUCCAAAAGCAUUUUACGGUGAUGGAAAAAUAUGUCAUGCUCGAGCUGACUAAGGCACACAUGAAAUAUGAGGAAGAAGAAAUAGUUUCAGAGAGAAAAGAUAAUGAAUUCAUUGAAACACAGUUUUUAAAUGAAUUUACUAAACACACUGUGGUUCUCACAAGGUCUGACAACAGUGUAACUAAGGAAGAGGAUGGUAAAAAUGCCAAUCAGAGGGAGAGGAAAGUUAAGCCAACAAAUGGAAAUGCCUCUACCAUUUGUAGACAUCCAUGUGGAAAAAACAGGGAGUGUGUUGUCCCAAACAUAUGUGAAUGUAAACCUAGUUACACUGGUUCUAACUGCCAAACUGCUAGGUCUGUAUGUCAUCCUGAUUGCAAAAACCAUGAAAAAUGUAUUUAGCCUAACAUUUGUGAAUGUCCCCCAGGACAUGGUGGAGCUACCUGUGAUGAAGAACACUGUAGACCACCUUGUCAACAUGGUGGCACCUGCUUGGCUAGAAACCUCUGCACUUGUCCUUAUGGUUUUAUAGGACCAAGGUGUGAAACAAUAGUUUGUAACAGGCACUGUGAAAAUGGAGGUAAAUGUCUUACACCAGUUGUUUGCCAGUGCAAGCCUGGCUGGUAUGGACACACCUGUAGCACAGCUUUGUGUGACCCUGUUUGCCUCAAUGGUGGUUCCUGUAAUAAGCCAAACACUUGCCUCUGUCCAAAUGGAUUCUUUGGUGCACAGUGUCAGAAUGCUAUCUGUCACCCUCCCUGUAAGAAUGGUGGUCACUGCAUGAGAAAUAAUGUGUGUGCCUGUCCUCAAGGAUACACUGGUAGGAAAUGCCAAAAAAGUAUCUGUGAUCCCAUAUGCAUUAAUGGAGGAAAGUGCAUGGGACCAAACCUUUGCUCUUGUCCUUCUGGCUGGACAGGGAAACAAUGCAACACACCUAUCUGCUUUCAGAAAUGUAAAAAUGGUGGUGAGUGUAUUGCUCCUAGCAUAUGCCAUUGUCCUAUGACAUGGGAAGGAGCACAGUGUCAAAUACCAAUUUGCUCUCAAAAGUGUCUUUAUGGAGGCAGAUGCGUACUCCCCAACAUAUGUUUUUGCCGCACUGGAUAUACUGGAGUCAAAUGUGAAAAGAAAAUACAGGUAAGGCCAAAGGUGGUCACUCAGGGAUACAAAAAGUUAGAGCUGAGGCCUUGGGACCAUCAAACAGAUCUAAAAGUAGCUGGGGAUAAGUCCUGCUCCUCCACCCCGGGUUAUGACAACACCCACACUUAG